AUGGAGUCCAAUCUUCUUCUCAUUCUUGAACCUGCCCUGGUCGCAUCCGGCGCUGGAUUUUCAACUCCAAACGGUCGUGUGAAUUGGUCGUCAAUCCGAGUUGAACUUAGGUGAGUUUCAACAUCCAUCCAGUUGAAUACAGCAGAUUUUGCCCUAUUUUUCCGAAAUCUCCCAUCUGAUGGCAUGGAUAAUGUAGAAAUCGCAAUUAUUUUCAAUUUCAGUGAUUCGACAAGGCCAUCAACGAGUGCAGCAUGGCUACUCGGGUCUGGAGCACCCCAUGGAUAUGGGUUUCCGCGUUUCUGUUGCUGGCAAACAGCGGGUUUGGCGACGCGAAAGCAGUGGCCCCCUCCGACCUGGCGUACUCUGCAAAUCGGUAUUUUCAGUCCGGUAAGUGAGAUUUUUCUGUCCGACUUGAUGUGAAAAGCCUUCUCCUUCGAUUUAACGCUAGUUUUCACAGUAAUCGAAGCGAAUUUUACUCUCAAAAAUGUAAUUUUAUUAUUUUUUUUGUUAAAGAUCUCAUUUUUUCUUACGAAAUUUCCCCCCAAUUUCCAGAGACACCUACUCUAUGUUGCGCAAGUUGUACUAGGCCUUCCGGAAAGUCGCUGGACUGAUUUUUGACGUUUGCGCUGUGCAAAAAAAGUCAGGAUGCGAUCGACAGGCCAAAAAAGCCUAUUGCACGGUGCAAAAAAAAAAACAAGAAAUUGCACAGUGCAAAGAGAAAACUUGUUUUCUCACAGUGCCGGUUUUAGGCCGUCGACACGCACUGUGCGAAAACAAAAUUUUUGUUUGCACUGUGCAAUUUCUUCCUUUUUGCACCGUGCAAUAGGCUUUUUUCGGCUGUCGCUCGCACCUUGACUUUUUUCGCACAGUGCAAGCGCGAAAAAUUAGUCCGGCGACCUUCCGGAAGGAUCAAACUCACCGUGAAGAACGGGUGGUGCAUUUUGCCUUUUUGCACGGUGCGCGGGCCUUUUUGGGCUGAAAUCGGCGACACGCACUGUGCGAAAACAAAAUUUCACUUUGCACUGUGCAAUUUUUUCCUUUUUGCACCGUGCAAAAGGUUUUUUUCGGCUGUCGCUGACCUUUUUCGCACAGUGCAAACACCAAAAGUCAGUCCGGCGACUUUCUGCACGGACUGGUUUUAUUUUUUUCAUCUUUGUGAAUUCAUCUAUUUUCAGUGAAAACCAUGUGCCCCACUUUGCGAUUGGAGCUGUUGGGCACGCCGCGAGAGCGGGACCUUGCAAUUAACGCGCACGAGAUUGCAUAUCGUAAGUUACAGGAUGAGAAUUUUUUUCAUUUUUUUUAGGUUUGUCCACUGAAGCCGAACGAUUCAAGCACUUGUAUAACGACGACUUUUAUCGCGCUUACAUGAUGGCCGUCUUUGGAACGCUUCAGACGUUCGCCAUGUCCGAUUGCGCCUUUAUCAGUGGCGAUAUCAUACUGGAUCUGCGUGUUCCUUUCGCCGGCUCGAUUACGUCGGCGGUCCAGAAUGUGUACGGUGUAAGGAGAGAUUUAUUUUCUUUUCGUUUUUCGCAAAAAUGCACAGACUUUUUGUCGCGGAUUUGCACUGUGCAAAAAGUUUGUUUUGCACCGUGCGUUUGGUCCUUCCGAAAAGUCGCCGGACUGAUUUUUGACGUUUGCACGGUGCGAAAGUCAGGGUGCGAGCGACAGCCGAAAAAAGCCUUUUUCACAGUGCAAAAAGGAAGAAAUUGCACAGUGCAAAGUGAAAUUUUGUUUUCGCACAGUGCGUGUCGCCGAUUUCAGUCGCAAAAUGGCCCACGCACCGUGCAAAAAGAGACAAAUGCACCACCCGUUUUGCACGGUGCAUUUGAUCCUUCCGAAAAGUCGCCGGACUGAUUUUUUGGUGUUUGCACUGUGCGAAAAAAAGUCAGGGUGCGAGCGACAGAAAAAAGCCUGUUGCACGGUGCAAAAAGGAGGAAAUUGCACAGUGCAAUGAAAUUUUGUUUUCGCACAGUGCGUGUCGCCGAUUUCAGUCCCAAAAUGGCGGGCGCACACUUGCGGGCAACCACUUUGCGGGCAAUUUUUUUGCGGGCAGCCACUUUGCGGGCAGCCGACAUUUGCGGCCAGCACCGGCAUUUGCGGGCAACCUUGGGCAUUUGCGGGCAACCGACACCUGAUUGUGAGGGUAAAAGGGUGGAGAUGGAAAAAUUACUAUGAAAUUUGCCGACAUUUGCGGGCAACCGGCAUUUGAGGAUAACAAGGUGGAGGUGGAAAAAUUACUGCGAUAUUUUGGAAGUUUUCCGACCUUUGCGGGCAUGCAAUACUUGCGGAAAGCCGACAUUUGCGGGCAACAGUUCCAAAAGUUCCUAUACAGUCUGUGUGAUUGUUUUUUCCUGUUGCCCGCAAGUGUCGGCUGUCCGCAAGUGUCGGUUGCCCGCAAAUGUCGGCAAAUUUCCAAAAUAUCGCAGUAAUAUUUCCACCUCCACCCUGUUACCCUCAGGUGCCGAUUGCCCGCAAAUGUCGGCUGCCCGCAAGUGUCGGUUGCCCGCAAAUGUCCCAGGCUGCCCGCAAAUGUGACCCCCCAUAUUUUGCCCGCAAAGUGGUUGCCCGCAAAGUGGUUUUCCGCAAGUGUCGCGACGCCCGCAAAAUGGCCCGCGCACCGUGCAAAAAGAGGCAAAAUGCACUGGGCAUGCGAUGAAAAGGUUUUUUUAAACUAGAAUCUCCUAUUUUUAAUUUUUGUUUCAGGUCUCUGGAUCAUUAAAAAUUGUCACCCACCACUCGCAAUACCUCCAAUUUUCGAAUCUGGCCAGAAUUGUGAAUAAGGACAAGAGCAAGCCCGCGAUUGAGAUGAUCACCUACAGAACGACCAACGAGGAUUGCCGUCCUUUGACGUUGGCUAAUCUGCUUCGUAAGCGAAUUUUUCUUUCUCGAUUUUCUUUUUUUUUUUUAGGAUACCACGGAGUGCUGAGAAUCACUGCCUAUUUUGCCUCUGCCAUCGACAAAUCUGAGGUCUGAACUUCCGCCAGCACUCGGGAAAAUGACUAGUGCAGGUUUUCACUAGUCAUUUUCGUAUAGAGCAGGUCGACUUUUGUGGGAAAAAAAGAGAUUUUUGCAGCUGGAAAAUGCGUUUUUUAACCAAAGUCGACCUGCUCUGUCCACCUGUACUAGUCAUUUUGGAUGGGGGAAGUUCAGAUCAUUCGCUGUUUAGGAAAGAGGAAGUGUGGCGCAUGAGAUCUUCCACGAGCACGACACCACCCUUCAUGUUGAGUUCAAGCGCGACCAGUACAACCUGGAGAAGUCGGGCGUCGCGAAAACGGAGUGCGCGAACGGUGUGUCGCCGCGAAACGCCAACUUUGAGCAAGUGUGCUGUCCGGAGGAAUGCAAAGGCGGCUGCUAUUACAAAGGCACGGAAUUGGUUUGCACGGUGCGUUGGUUUUUUUUAUUUUUCUGUUUUUAGUGUUGAAUCUUGAAGCGACAUGGCUGAAAAAAUUUGCGGGAACGGUUUUUCAUGUCUAUGGUCAGGCUGGUAGAUAAGAUAUCUAAUUUUUCCAUUAGCGCGUUUUGUAGAAAUUUUUUGUUUUGGAAAUUGCACUGUGCAGCAAAUUUGGUUUUUUUUAUGUCUGCACUGUGCAUUUGAGUUUUACUGACCAAAAUUGUAUAAAAAGACAUGAGUUGGGAUGUCUCUGUAAUUUUUGCUACAAAAAAAUUUUUUUUAUAACAUACUCUUUGUAUAGCAAACAAAAAUUUUUUUGGCUCUGCACAGUGCAGCGGAUUUUUUGAUUUUUUAAAUUUUCGCAGUGACUGUGGUUUUUUACUCCUGUAUAGAGCGAUUAUAGCAUGAAAAGACCAUUUGCUUUAUUUCCAUUUAUUUUUUACAUUAACUUUAUAUAUAUGUUUUUAACCCUUUCUUCGAUGUUGCAGCACUGUAAAGCGCCGAUGUUCUGGAGUGUGGAUGGAAAGAAGUGUGUGUCCUGUGAAGGUCAACGUCGAAUCGAUGGAUAUUGUCUGAGUGACUAUACCAUUUGUCCCGGUAAAAGAGAUUUAAAAAUUUUUGACGAAAUGUCACUUUUGGAUUAUUGAUUUUUUUUAUUUGAAAUUUUUUUGAGUUUCAGUUUUUUAGUAGGCAAAUAAUGCAAUUUUCGCGAUUUUUUUUUGCAAUUCUAAUUUUUGGACGAAGUGUCAAAAAAAUUUUAAUUAUUGAUUUUUCGAGAAUUUUUGUUUUUUUUUUAAGUUGAAAAUGUCCUCGUUGAAGUGCGUAUUACCGAAUACGAAAUGCAAUAAAAAUAUUUUCAGCCCCGCUGGUCUCCAUCAGCCCCACGGACUGUGCCUUUGAGUGUCCCGCCGGCCAAACCAUCACCAAGUCGUUGGACCUAUUGCUCGAGAACAAGGCGAAACAUGCCGUUUGCGAGCCGUGCGAGGUCUCUUUUGAUGGCAACGAUUUUAGUGAAGACGCUGCCAGAGCUUGCCCGAAAAGUAAGGUGGGCGGGGAAGUUUUGGUGGGGCGAGAGGUGACUCUUUGAAAAUUUUUAGUUUUUUUGAUUGUUUUUGGGAUUUUUUGAAUUUUUAUGGAGCUGGAAGGGGUUAAAGAGUAUGGAAGUGUAAUUUUCAGGGUGUGGUAAGAGGGGAUUUUGCGAGAUUUUACAAUUUUCUAGCGAUUUUUAGCGAUUUCUUGGGAUUUUGGGAGUUUUUUUUUUUUUGAAAAGUUCUAAUUUUGGAUUGUAGGAUGGUAAAAUAAAGUUUGCUAUGGCUUUUUCAGUUAAGUUGCAGCAUGAGACUUUUAAAUUUUGCCCAAUUUUUGAUGAUUUUUUUUUUACUUUUUUCAUUUUUUCGAAAAUUUUGAAUCAAGUAUAAUAUAAGGGUUUAGCCUGCUCCCAUUACGGUCUUUUGACCCUUUUCAACGGCUUGGAGGGAUGUCAAAUCCUGAUUGGCAAGAUUAUUAUCAACCAGUGGACCAUGGGCCAAAGAACCACCAAGCAAUGGCACGAUAAAUUCCUUGCCCUGUUGGAGUCGUUUGACUCGAUUUAUGGAGACUUGAUCAUCCACGACCUGUUCAAUGUGGUCACUUUCAACUAUUUGGCCAAGUUGAGAAGAGUUGAAGGGUAAGAAAAAAAUAUGUAUUUUUUCACAAGGAAAAUACUUCUUGGGGUAUGGAGUUACUGGCCGAGACCUAUAUCAAAAAAUCGCAGAAUUUUUUUGACUCAGAAUAUGUAGAAAUUAGCUGCCCAAUUUUUGGUUUGUAAGGGCGAAAAAAUCCUCGAAACUUUUCUCACAACACCACGCAAAUGCCUUUUUGACCAAGUUUUUACCAUUUCAAAAGCUUCGUUUGUAGCUAAGGAGAACCCUGGCAUCUUGACAAGCCUUAAAAUAUCAAACUUUAUUAUGCGAAUGCCCUUUUUUAUAUUGGAAAUACUAAUUUUAAUUACUAGUUCCAAUAUAAAAAAGGAGCGUUUUUAAUCAAAUUUGAUAUUUUGAGGCUUGUCAAGAUGCUAGGGUUUACUUUAGCUCCAAAAAAGCUUUUGAUUUGGUAAAAACUUGGUCAAAAAGGCAUUUGCGUGGUGUUGUGAGAAAAGUUCUGAAGGUUUUUUGCCUUUACAAACCAAAAUUGGGAAGCUAAUUUUUACAUAUUCUGAAUCAGAAAAAUUUUGCGAUUUUUUUGACGUAUGUCUCGGCCUGUAACUCCACACCCCAUAGAAGUAUUUUCCUUGCGAAAAAAAUUUGUCAAAGAUCCCCAAAAAAUGAAUUAAAUUUUGUCUUUCAAUUUUUUGGACUUUAGAGCCCUUCGUUUCGUCAACAAUGACAUUUUACGCCACGUUGCGUUGAACAGCAUCGUCCCGAAAGGCAUUACCAAACUGGAAAUGAUCCGCAACCCCCAAUUCAACCUGCAUUCCCGCAUCGAGUACUUUAAAAGAAUCGCCAAGGCGACGAACUAUGAUUUCAAUCUCCGCCCCACGUCCUAUCAGCCCUUCAAAGAGAGCGUUCAGGGUCUGUACAAGACCUUUGGAGCCGAGUAUCCCACUCUGGACGAAGUCACUUGCCCCGCUAAUACAAUGUUCCCUGUUGUGGUGAAGGAUAAGGUAAGGAUUUUUUCGGGGGUUUUGUGAGUUUUUUUUCAAUAGUUGACGAUUUUUUUGGGGGUUUUUGGUAUUUGUGGCCAUUUUUUGGAUUAUUAUUUUUUUUUUUUUUUUUUUUUUUUUUUGAAAAUUAGCUUGAUUUUUCAAAAUUUCGAAUCAAAAGUGUCGCAGACUGAGACUAGAGUCUUCUAAAAACGGGAUUUUUUGGCUUCCGAUGUGCAGAAACCACCGAAAUUUUGAGAUCAAAAAUUUUAAAAAAAAUUUUUUUUUGUAAUUUUUCGAAAUUCGAGAGAUUUUUUUUUCGACCAGAAUUUUUUUGUCGACUUUUUUUUCGAUAAUUUUUUUUUGUUUUUUAGCUCGAAUGCGUUGCCGAGAAGCCAAUCGACCCGGCCCACUGCUCCCCAUUCUGCCAGGAAUGCGACAGUAAGCGCAGAUCGACGUUCCACUGCAAAACUUGCCUAUUCAAUUUGAUUUCGGACCAGAAUCUGAAGACUUGUGUGGGUCCGGUGUGCCCCUACGCUUAUUACGAGGAUAAGUCGAAGAAGACGUGCGAGAGAUGCCAUCGAAAUUGUCUGACCUGCGCUGGCCCGCUGGGCGGAUACAAGAAGGAUUGCGUGCGGUGCCAGAUAUUGUACUUUGAUGCGGAGAAAAAGAAGGUAAGGGAAUUUUGGGAAAAAAACGAAAAAAAUAAAAUAAUUUAGGAAAAGAAACAUUUUUUUUGGAAAAAGUUCCUUAUUUUGGCCACAAUAAAAGUACCCCGCGAACUGCGCCCAAGCUUGGGCACUAAAGUUAGGCAAAAACGCUUCGACCUAGCUGGCACUGAAUUACUAUAAUAGCUCUAUAGUUUUAAGGGUACCUACGAAGGCUGUGACGACUCAUUUAUUCCAUACGGAGUCAAUAAGUUUAGUUCCGGACAUAUUUCAUCGUAUAAAGUGUAAAAUCACAGGCUGCAGCCGUUUUUGAAGGGUAAGGUGGUACGUAAAAAAGAAGGUACCUCACCAACUAAAUCCACUGUCCGGGCAUUGACAACGAUGAAUUGAGCGUGCACGCUAAAUUUGGGCUAAUUCCGACCAGUUUCCGCAAAGUUAUAAGUUGUGGCCAAAAUAAGGAACUUUUACCUUUUUUUUUUUUAUUUUUUUUUUCUUUUUCAGCCCGAAUGCUUCCCAUUCAUCCCCUUUUCUUUCCUUCAAAGCAUGUCGGUCGAGAAUUCCGUCACCGUAGAUGCGUUCGCUUCCGUCUUUGGAACCGAUAAUUUGUUGCCUUUCGAGCAACAAGGCCUCCCUUAUGAUUAG
Bursaphelenchus xylophilus (pine wood nematode) is the source of this 7321-nucleotide messenger RNA. The record is from the annotation of a GenBank genome assembly. NCBI's taxonomy places the organism in Eukaryota, Metazoa, Nematoda, Chromadorea, Rhabditida, Aphelenchoididae.